GCGGCGGCGGCGGCGGCAUCAGCAGCAGCAGCGCCAGCAGCAGCGGCAUCAGCGGCAGCGUCAGCACCGGCCUGGAAACACUCACCGAUCGACAAUAUAUCGUAAUCGCUAGCGAAAAGCAAACAAAAGUCUUCGAUGUGGCAAAUCAAUGCUGCAUCAAUCGCAUACAAUUAUCGGAAAUGGAUUUUGCAGUCAAGGCAGAAACUAUCACGAUGAAAGAUGGCACUUGCUUAGCAACCUAUCUUUCGAAUGGCCAUCUAAUGGUACAUAGUCUUCCUAGUCUCAAACUGUUGUUGGAUACUGAUUUCUUACCGCUAAUGGAGUUAAGUUUUCAAACCAAAUGUAAACAGGGAAUUGUGGAUCCAAUGCUAUCGAUAUGGGGUCAACAGAUCAUUGUUCAUGAAGAUACAACUCAAAUAUCAAAAAUAUUUUGCUUUAGUCAUAAAGGUCAUGGAUUGUACAUGGCAUCGCCCACCGAAAUUCAGAAAUUCACGAUAUCAUCGGAAUUUUGUCAAUUUAUAUUGGAGAUGAUGGGCGAGUUAUACACGGUACACGAGAUGCCCGAACAGCCGAAGGAGGGUUUCUUUAAGGGUCUAUUUGGCGGCGGCGCCAAGCAAUUGGAUCGCGAGGAGUUGUUUGGUGAACAGAGCGGUAAAGCGAAUCGUUCGGUUGCUAGGCAUAUACCCGGCACAAAUAUGGAUCAGAUGGGACAACGGGCCUCGACGGCCGCAUCCGAAAUAAGCCGGGCCCAUCAGCUGGCAAUGGAGCGGGGCGAGAAAUUGAAUAUGUUGGAGGAGCGCGCCGAGCGUAUGUCGAAUACGGCUCAAGAUUUUAGCGGUACAGCGCAUCAAUUAAUGCUUAAAUAUAAAGACAAAAAGUGGUAUCAGUUGUAAAAUAUCUAUUUUAGGAGCCAAUUCUACCACAGUUAUUGUAAUAUUGCUUUUAUAACACUUUCUACUACAUUACGAGUAAAGUACACUUAUUUAAUUUCUGUUUUCAAGUCGUCACGUUAUUUACAAAAACAACCAAAAACAAACAAAAAA
Drosophila novamexicana is the source of this 1043-nucleotide messenger RNA. Its product is annotated as syntaxin-binding protein 5-like. The record is from RefSeq and is a predicted model, not a curated record. Gene Ontology annotation, biological process: regulation of protein secretion; regulation of exocytosis. The coding region runs from base 180 to 893 and encodes 237 amino acids. The transcript has 6 exons. Gene Ontology annotation, molecular function: GTPase activator activity; syntaxin binding; myosin II binding. Lineage: Eukaryota; Metazoa; Arthropoda; Insecta; Diptera; Drosophilidae. Gene Ontology annotation, cellular component: plasma membrane; SNARE complex; cytoplasm.